UCAUCGCGAUAAAUUGGCGAUCCCUUAGCAACUUUAUCGUGGCGAUAAUAAUAUGUUAGCUUAGCCCCGACAAAAAAGUUUCGAACAACGUUUCGUUCUGUUCUGUUUUGUUUUUUUUCGCCUUAAUAGCUUUUCAAACCCCUGCAAAUCCUGUCAGCUCUGAAAAACCCUAAAUCCCCAAAUCGGAAAAUCCACUCUGAUUCACUCAAAUUAAAGGGAGAGAGUGAAAAUGGGUGAGGUGGGAGAAGAAGAAGUGGGUAAGAAGAAGAGGAGGAGUGCUAGAAUAUUGGAAUUGGAAGGAGAGAAGAAGAAGAAGAUCAAGGACAAAAAGGAGGUGAAGGAACAAGGAGAGGUAAGCACUAACAAACUCAAAGUGAAAUCCAAAUCAGAGGUUGAGGAGGGUCCUAAGCAAGACCAUGAGGAGCAUGAAGAAGAAGAGCAAGAGAAAACUGAGGAGGAGCAGAGUCCAAGUACAAGAGAAGCAGAAGAAGCGCCCACUGCUAAUGAAGAAACGCUUGAAGACGUGGACAUUGCUUUUGUUGCUUCCCCUUCACAACAGGACAUUAUGGGUGCAUCACAGCCAGACCAUACAGAUGCUCAGUCUGAUCAGCAACCUACUGAUCCCUCCAUGCAUACACCCCUUCCUGCACAAUCAUCAGCACCUUCGGAGCUCUCAGUGGACACACUAACAAUAACAUCUGAAACUUCAGCCUCAAGCAGAAAGAAAGGACGAGGACCUGCAAAAGGCUUGAAGCUGGCUAAGAGAGCACAAGAGAGUACUGAUGGGAAGUUGGACAUUGAGUUCUCAGACAAGUCUAAUUCAGCUGUGGGGCCAAAUCAGCGGAUGUUUGUGGAUGAGGUGGUACAACAGAUGAGAACGUAUGCACCGCUUAAUGUUAAGAAGUGGGCAGAAGUACCGCAGGAGGCAAAAGAUAACAUUGUUGCAGCCGUGUUGGGUAGGUGGAGAGUCCCAGAUACGCCCUUGCGAAGAGCCAGCAUAUUACAGUUGGCUAAUCGAAGAUAUCGGGGUUGGCGAGCAAAACUCUCCAAGGACUACAGUAAGUACGACAACGAUGAGGAUCGCAGGCAGAACCGACCCAAGGAGGUCACAGAGCAGCAAUGGGAGUCUCUUAUUGCAUACUUUGGUACUGAUGAUUUUAAGACCAUUAGUGAUAGAAAUAAAGAAAACCGAUCGAAGCAAAAGACAGGUAAAAUCACAGGAAGCAAGUCUUUUGCAGCUGUGAGUUAUGAUGCGCGGGACCCCCUGACUGGUCAGCAGCCUAGUGAAUACAGGACAUGGCUUCUGUGCCAUCGUCAUUCUGAUGGUACUUGGAGUGAUGACAAUGCCAGACAGAUUUAUGAGCAAGUUAACGAGUUAAUUACUCAGAAGUCUGAACAAGAGGGGGGGCCACUAUCGUCAUCAACUGAGGAUGAAUUGUUUCAUUCAGUGAUUGGUUCUAGACCAGGCCAUGUACGGGGCCAGAGACAUGGGUCGAUCCCAGAGCAGAAAGAGGUGCUUGGUGAGGUUCAAAUGGAGCGUGAUGCACUUGAAGAGCAGCUUGGUGAGAUGAAGUUGAAGUUGCAGGAGGAAAGUGCAGCACGGAGUGUGAUACAGGCACAACUGCAGGCAGAGAGUGCGGCACGGGCUGAGAUGGAGGCACGGUUGCAGGCAGAGAGUGCAGCAAGGACUGCUAUGGAGGCACGAUUGCGUGCAGAAUUUAUGGUUGCCCUCGAUAGCCUACGAUCUCAAGCCUCUUCUAGCAGUGGUGGGAGAGCUUCUCUAAGCAUCUGUCUUUCGUAGUGGGUGAAGGCACUCGUAUACGCUUUUGGCAUGAUAGGUGGAUUGGUGAUAAUACUCUAAAAAAUCUCUAUCCUGAUCUCUAUAUGUGUUCAGCGGUCAAGGAUGCUUGUAUCUCUGAGGUUUUGUGGAUGCCAGAUGGGGGUACUGUUAGAGUAUGGGAUUUAAGGUUCUAUAGAGUUUUUGAAGAUUGGGAGUUAGCUGCAUCUUAUUCUCUUCUCCAGCUUAUCCAAACUCGCAUUCCUCGGGGUGAUAGGAGUGAUACUCUUUGUUGGCGGUUGAAGGGUGAUGGAAAUUUUGACACCCGGUCUUAUUACCAUGCGAUUCGGGGUGCUUCGAAUUCUUUGUUUCCUUGGAAGGGUGUUUGGAAACCAAAGAUUCCUAGACGAGUGGCGUUCUUUUUGUGGACAGCUACUCAUGGUCGGAUCCUCACUUUGGACAAUCUAAUGCUUAGGGGUCGUCCGUUGGCUACUUGGUGUUGUAUGUGUUGUUGUGAUGGGGAGUCAGUAGACCAUCUUCUUCUUCACUGUCCUAUUACUCAUUCCCUUUGGACUUUUAUGCUUCAGGCCUUUGGUAUUCAUUGGGUUAUGCCAGGAUCAGUGGCGGGUUUGUUAUCUUGCUGGCAUCAGUGGCUCGGGAAACAUAAUUCAGACAUCUGGAAUUUGGUUCCAGGGUGCUUAAUGUGGAUUGUGUGGUUGGAACGAAAUCGUCGUUCCUUUGAGGAUAAUGAGAAGACUUUGGACGAGUUAAAAGUUUUAUGCCAACGUAGUCUUUGGGAGUGGUCUCGGUGUUGGGGUUUUACUGAAUGUUCUUCUCUCUCUGAGUUUAUGUCUUCUCUUAGCUUAGUUUCCUAAUUUCUUGUUUUGCUGUGUUGUUUUUUUUUUCUUCUUCUUGUU
Messenger RNA from Quercus lobata, 2694 nucleotides. RefSeq lists its product as uncharacterized. NCBI's taxonomy places the organism in Eukaryota, Viridiplantae, Streptophyta, Magnoliopsida, Fagales, Fagaceae. The coding region runs from base 230 to 1801 and encodes 523 amino acids. The transcript is spliced from 9 exons. The record is from RefSeq and is a predicted model, not a curated record.